UCUGACACAUCAUAAAAUAUAACAUUAAUUUAAUUUAAAGAAAAUAUGAAUGUAACAUAGUUUAAUUUGUCCUUAUAGAAUGGUUGAAUAUUAGUGUUUUUUUUUACACUGACGGUAUAUAUUUAUUGAAUUUUUUUACAAGAUUGGAAACGAAAAAAGUGAUACAACAAAAGAAAACGGUCACUUAAAUAUAAAAAAGGUCACUUAAAUAUAAAAAAGAAUCCCAACUAUAAUAGCUCCCAACUAUAAUAGCUCAAGUGCAGGGGCGGACCCAUUCACAGGCUAGGUGUGGCUUUAGCCACACCGAUUUUUAUUUUAUUUUAUUUUUAAAUUUUAUAUGGUUGAAAAAUAAAGAAAAACAUUGUGUUUACUGAUUGUUCUCUCACCACGACUCACGCACGCACGCUCCUUCUCUGUUCUCGCACUCUCCUCUCUGUUCUCGCACGCUCCUCUCUGUUCUCUCCUCAGUGACUCACGCACGCGUCCCCCUCCGCCUCUCUCUGUCGACUCACGGCGCACGGCGUCCCUCUCUGUUCUCGUGCCUCUCGCCCUCUCCUCUCCUGCUCUCUAUCGAACUGACGAAGCUCCUGCCUCAGUGCUCACUGCUCAGUGCCUCUCCCUCUCAACUGAUCGAAGCUCUCACUCUCAGUCACUCAAAGUCAAAAGGAUGAAGAAAUUUUUUGAAAAUCCAUCUGCUUAUUAUGUGCAUUGUUUUGCCCAUCAACUUCAAUUGGCACUUGUUGCAUGUGCUAAGACUCACAAAGAUGUUAGUGGAUUUUUCGGGAAGGUCAAUAUGCUUGUUACUUUCAUACGGUCUUCUAACAAGAGACAAGAAUUGCUUCGGGACAAACAAGUAUCUCAAUUUGCUAAAUUGGUUGAAGAGGGUGAGAUAGAGACUGGUAGUGGAUUAAAUCAAGAAUCAUCUAUUGCUAAAGCGGGUCACACUCGUUGGGGUUCCCACUUUAGGACUCUCACUAGAUUGAUGACUUUAUAUGGUGCCAUUAUUGAGGUACUUGAAGAAGUCGGGAAAGAUCCGUCAUUUGAAAAACAUGGUGAAACAGUGCUUUUGCUAGAAGUGCUUCAGUCCUUUGAUUUUAUUUUUAUGUUAUACAUGAUGGUUGAGAUUUUAGGAUUUACAAAUGAUUUAAGUGAAGCACUACAAAAGCGUGAUAAAGAUCUUUUGAAUGCUUUAUCACUUGUCCAAGCCACCAAAGAAGAAUUGCAAGAAAUGAGGAAUGAUGGAUGGGAAGAACUUAUAUCUAAGGUUAUGGAAAUUUACAAUAAGCAUGAUAUUGAUGUGCCUGAUUUGGAUGCGCAAGGGAAGAAACCUAGACGACAUGUUAUCACUUCUAGUGUUUCUAAUUUGCAUCAUUAUAAGCAUGAUUGUUUAUUUACUGUUUUAGAUUUGAAGUUGCAUGAGCUCAAUGCUAGGUUUGAUGAAGAGAAUACUGAACUUUUACAAUGUGUUUCAUGUUUGAAUCCCUCAUCAUCAUUUGAAGCUUUUGAUGUGAAAAAAUUAUUGAGGAUGGUUAAACUUUAUCCAAAUGAUUUUGUUGAUGUGCCGGAAGUGGUAGUGCGACAUCAACUUCAGAAUUAUGUUAGAAAUGUUCGAUGUGAUCCAAAAUUUGCAAAGUUAAAAGGACUUUCAGAUCUUUGUGCAAAACUUGUGGAAACAAAAAAGUGCAACACAUUUGAUAUAGUUUAUAAGCUUCUGAAGUUGGCUUUAGUCUUGCCGGUAGCUACUGCAAGCUUCGAACGUGUGUUUUCAGCUAUGAAGUUUGUGAAGAGUCAGUUAUGUAACAAAAUGGGUGAUCAAUGGUUAAAUGAUCGUCUUGUAACUUUUAUAGAAAGAGAUGUUCUUGGAACAAUUGACAAUGAUGUUAUUUUAGCACAUUUUCAAAUAAUGGAUAGUAGACGAUUUUCAUUGUAAACUCUUGGACUAUAAUGUAAACUCUUCUAUUUCCAUGAGAAACUUUCU
Molecule: messenger RNA, 1978 nt
Organism: Lotus japonicus
Lineage: Eukaryota; Viridiplantae; Streptophyta; Magnoliopsida; Fabales; Fabaceae
Exons: 2
Coding region: 668-1930 (420 amino acids)
Molecular function (GO): protein dimerization activity
Source: RefSeq, a predicted model, not a curated record